AUGACGUCUCCUGAAUUGAUUGGUCCUUCCGUCGCUCACUUUUUUGGUUUAUUAAUUAGGAUCGUUCAAAUUAACUUCUCAAUUUAGAACGACGAGCUUCUUUGUUUGAUCCUCCGCCACCGCCGCCGUCAUUAAUGAGUAUCGCCGCACAGCCUUCUGAAGAUGUGCCGAGAACAUUUUCUGCAUUCCAUGCCAGAACCUCUGCCUUAGAGGUAUUGAUUAAAUAUUUAUUUGAAAAAUGUCUUCAUUACUGAAAUUUCUGUCCUUGCAGACUUUAGAAGGCGUGGACCUUUCUGGGAAAACAUUUUUCAUCACUGGAACAACAUCUGGGAUCGGCACGGAGACUACACGAGCUCUUGCUCUAAAAGGAGCUCAUGUGGUUAUGGCAAAUCGCAACAUUCUUCUCUCGGAGGAGCUCAAAAAGAAGAUUCUCGCAGAGAAGGUUUUUUUUAUAGUUUUGUAAACGUGCUAGUCAUCUCUCUUGACAUCAAACGUAUAAGUAGUAGAAAUAUUAUUCAAGGCUGACGCGAAGAUUGACCUCAUCACCUGCGACCUCUCCUCGAUGCAGUCUGUCCAGGCGGCGGCGAAUGAGUUUCUGGAAAAACACUGGUCCGUUGGUUUGAUUUAUUUCCGAAACAACAAGAAGAUGGAUUAAUUAUCGAUUUUCAGGCCGCUGCAUGGACUUAUUCUCAACGCCGGCGUUUUCGGACCUCCAACGCCGACGACUUUCGACGGAUUCGAGGCGACGUUUGGAGUCAACCAUCUGGCACAGUACCUCCUGCUCACCAUGCUGCUUCCGAUCCUGAGACAGACCGAGUCCUCGCGAGUCGUCUUUGUCUCGUCAACAUCCAGCAGUCAUACUGGAGUAAAUUUCUUUGUUUUUAUGUAAAAUCACUAAACAUUUUUCUUUGAAUAUUUCUCAAGAAACUAGAAGGCUAGAUUUUCAAUAAUUCUGAGUUUGAUAAAUGGAUAGCACUACACUAAUUGAUUAUGAAUAGAUGCUCAAAGUCAAACCUCAAAAAAGGAAAAGUGUGAUUUUUUUUUCAGCUGAAAGCGUCUCAAUCUUUGGAGGAAAAGCUGGAUACUCUCACCUGUAAAAACGGCGCUUCUACUAACUCUUAUAGGUGGGAAAAGUUGAGAGCAAAAAAAACAAUAUAUCUAAGCAGUAGUUCAGAUACCCUCCAGCAAGUUGAAAAAGUUUUAAAUGGGAUUUUUUAAUGACCUAAAAAGUAUUUUCGCACGCACAGUACUCACUUUUCAUUCGACUUUGUGUUUUGGUCUCUCAGGAUUCACUCAAAGUUUAAUCAUUGAUCAACUUUCCAGACUUUAUGCCUAUUCGAAAAUGUGCAACGUGCUAACCGCUUUCAAACUGGCGCGCGAAGAGGAAAAGAAUGGAAUCUCUGUGUACGCCCUUCAUCCAGGGUCCAUGAUCGCCACAGGUUUUGUUGAUUUUUAUCUCUGGUCUUCUAGCAUUCCGACUUCCGAUAUUUUUUUAUUUGGAAAAUAAUGGUCUUCGGAUCGUUCUUCGUUCUGAGACCUCAAGGAAACAGUGGGAAGAUUAAUUACGUUGGAUAAGAGAACCUGGCGAAAAGAACGGGAACCAAAACGGGCGCUUCAGAUAUUUCUCGAAGCUAUGGGUUUCUGAGCAAGAUCCUGACGACGGUCACCAAACCUUUCACCAAGAACCUGGAGCAAGGAGCAGCGACCACCGUCUACUGUGCAUCUUCUCCGGAACUUGACAAUGUCAGUCUCCCUCGAAAGUUGGCUUUCCCAACUGAAAAAGAAUGUUCAGUAUUCUGGGAAGUUCUGGGUGUCGUGCAAAGAGGACGAGAAGUCUCUGGACGUGAACAUCGCUCGAGAUGAGGAGCUACAGGACGCUCUCUGGGCUCGCUCAGAGUCUCUUGUCGAGAAGUGGCGCAACUCUCAGAAACCGAUUUGCACUAUCGAUUAUUGAUUUCACCGUUUUUACCUAACAAACGUCGUUUAGUUUCUUCAAAUUGUGCCUUUUUCGCUUCUUUCCAUGACUUAAACACGUCUAUGGGUUUUUGAAACGUCUAACAUUCAUUGCUGACUUCGUCAUCUUGGCUCCUUCGUUACGGUUUCUCUAAUUUCGAUAGUUUCUCAAUAAAGCCAAAUGACACGCAUUCUGACUCGAUAAUGCAGAAUUGCUAUUUUCGGUUUCGAGGUCGUUGUAACAAACAAUCCCGGCCAGAUUUUAUCUCGACAAGUCAAGGCUAUUUUUCUUCGGCGCUUCAGAAAGAACUUUGAAAAUUUUGGCAAUUCUUAAAAUCCAGAGAUCCCUAAUACAUCAAGAACGAAUCCAAACAGACAUCUGAGAAAACGGCGAGAUAAGCGGCGUCCCGAGACGAAAUAGGCUUUCAUCCAAAGUCCCUCGUCGGCAGGUUUUUGAUUGGCGUAACUUGUGACAUUUCGCCUUUAAUGGGCUGCAAAGCAACUGUCGUCUCGACUGGAUAUUGCUCAGGUUAGAUACAUAUGGUUGGGUGAUGCGACGUGCCAGAGCUUGUGAGUUUGCAAGUUCUUGACUUUUGAAAAUUCAGCUGUGAAUGCUGUAUCGAACAGUUGCAAAAGUUGUAUAAAGGAAGAAAAAUAUUAAGAUUAAGUCUAAAUUCUACUACGUAUGUUUGCAAAAGUUGUGCCCUGAAAUUAAUUCUUAGAUAUUUUGUAACUUUUUCAUUGUUAAUCGAAGUUUUUUCUUCACGACAAAAGAGGAAAGAAAGACAUAAUCAUUACUUUGAGUGAAAAGUUCAACAUCGGUACUUAUGUGGGAAUAAAACUGCGUAAUUUGAAGGAAAGAUCAAAGACGCAGUAUCUGAAUUUUAAAGCAUGUUUGAGAGAAACUUGAGGUUCCUCUCUACGCCUUAAAUAUUUUUCUUGAAGACACUACGUUUUUCAUAGAUUUUUAGAGAUAAUUUCAAGAAAGUAGUUGUCCGGAUUUGAAAAAUGACCUUGAUGAAUUAUUGACAUUUUUGCUGGUUUAGAAAGAGUAAGCUUUGAGUCUUUUAAGUUCCUUGAAAGUUUGUCAAUAAAAUUGGAGCGUUUUCAGGCUUUACAUUUGAACAAAUUCUUCCGGAAUGACGCAAAACUUUUGCACCGUAGUGGAAUUCUUGUCGGGAGACGAUCUUGGGUCGACACGACCCAUCGUGACGCGAAAUACCCGUUUCUGGACGGCUACAUUGUUUUUUCGGCACUCGCUCACUUCAUUGGCAACCGGACCGAACGAGAAGCACAUGUGAAGAGAUGCUUAACCCGAGAGGGGGCGGUCCCCGACGGCUACCUUGUUGAAUAA
Molecule: messenger RNA, 3307 nt
Organism: Caenorhabditis auriculariae
Lineage: Eukaryota; Metazoa; Nematoda; Chromadorea; Rhabditida; Rhabditidae
Source: the annotation of a GenBank genome assembly